This is a messenger RNA of Rotaria sordida, 363 nucleotides long. NCBI's taxonomy places the organism in Eukaryota, Metazoa, Rotifera, Eurotatoria, Philodinida, Philodinidae. The record is from the annotation of a GenBank genome assembly.
AUGAUGGUUACCAACAAUAUAAUCGGUUUUCUUUUUAUUCUUUUGCUAUGUAUCGUCAAUCAUAAAACUUCAUCCUUUGAGAAUAAUGAACAAAUAACAAUUGAAGAUCUUGUCAUGAAACCUUAUUUAGUUAAAGCUACUUCUUCAUUAAUUGAUCAACAUCCAUCGAUCGAUAAAAUAGGUAGUUUAAAAAUUCGUUCAAGUUUACAAAAUGCUCAUUCGGAGUCCGGAGAAAAAUAUUUUAAUUGGGUUAGAAAAACACAACGUCCUAUGGAAUUUUUACGAGGUAAACGUCAAUGGUUUUUUACGAAGAGAAACAAAAAUGAUAAAAAUGUUAAUUUAAUGCCUAAUAUAAAAACAUAA